Molecule: messenger RNA, 2142 nt
Organism: Trichoderma breve
Lineage: Eukaryota; Fungi; Ascomycota; Sordariomycetes; Hypocreales; Hypocreaceae
Exons: 5
Coding region: 1-2142 (713 amino acids)
Molecular function (GO): protein binding
Source: RefSeq, a predicted model, not a curated record
AUGGCCGCAGCCACCGCUUCGCCGCCCCCAACUGCAACUUCUCCCAGCUCGCCAAGUCAACGAGACUCAGUUUCCAUACCACAGGCCCUAUCACCACCGAGGAAGCCAGUCGCAGGGACCGUGCGGAAGCCCGUACCGCAGGCAGCUCCAGCGGUCGUUUCUGCAGAGGUAGCAUCACCGCAGGAAGCUCCGGUGUCUCCCGGCCAGACGAACUCGGCGCAUGAUAGCUGGUCUCAGCCACUUGACCUGAGCUUCAACUUGAAUCUCAACGAUGCGCCUCAACAACCAGAGCUUCCGUUCCUUGAAACCUCAAAGCAACAGUCGUCCCAGGAUGACGUCUCUAGCCCGACUGCUGCUGAGAGCAACCUGCCCACACCUGACCGCGCCCCUCCGCCUAUUCCACCUGCCGCUACGGUCAAUGGAACCGAUUCGGCUGCUACGAGCCCUCGGGAUCUUGUGCGAAAGGAGGAAGUGGACAGAAACAGCCGUGAGUCCGAUGAGACGACCAACCCCUCCCAAGAGCCUAUUUCUUUCAAAUCAUCGGCAACAACGAGCGCAAGCUCAUUAUCGGGUAUAAACGAGGGACCAGAGUACAUCCCCGACGAAGACUCUCCCGGCAGCUCCAUCAUCGAGGGCAACUUGCCUCGAGGCGCGUCGAUGCAGCAGCUUCAGUAUCGCAAGCAGGAAUAUCCACCCCGCGUAUCAAGUGUUCCGAACGAUGGCAUUCGCACUCCCUCCAACCCGGAAUUGGUGGACAGCGCAGGCAAUAUCAAGCGCCACCUGACUCCCACGUCCAACAACAUAAGCAGAAGCUCCCUGCCGCGUCCCCAAUCUGCCUACUCUGUGCUCUCUGAGGGGCAGCGAGGGCGGUCGCCUGCUUUGAUGCCUGGUGGCUCACAUAUGCGCGCUCCGUCAGUCCAGUCGCGAAAGUCGCCUGAUGUCCGUAAUUCUACAUAUGCCGAGCUUCUCAAUGUUCCUUAUCCCCAGCAGGCUCCCCCGCCCAUCACUAUGGACAACUCGGGGCUUCGUGGUGUCGUGGGCAACAAUGCCUCGCUGCUCAGUGUACAGAAGACACUUGAGAUGUACCGUCAGAAUGUCAAGAAAACCAACGAUUUUACUGUUCAGUAUUCUUUCGCUGUCUUCUUGAUUUCUGGCCGCAAGAAUAGCCCGCAGCCGUUCCGCGAUCUGGACAGCCCCAUUGUUGAAGCCACCGUGGCUAGCCCUACUGAACUGUACUACCUGGCCGAUGGUUAUGCCUCUGGGCUCUUUAACAAAGGCAAAGAAGACUACAACCAAGCGUUCCCUCUCUUUGUCCUUGCCGCCAAGCAUGGCCACGCCGAGUCCGCAUACCGAACUGCUCUUUCUUAUGAGUUUGGCUGGGGUUGCCGAAAGGACCCUGCUAAGGCGGUUCAGUUUCUACGCACGGCUGCCUCUAAGAGGCACCCGGGAGCCAUGACCCGCCUCGGCAAGGCAUGCCUUUCCGGAGAUUUGGGCGAGAAGAGGUAUCGUGAAGGUAUCAAGUGGCUGAAGCUGGCUGCAGAGUCUGCUGAUGCGCAGUACAACGCCGCCCCUUACCAGCUGGGAUGUUUGUACGAGACGGGCUAUGGCGACGAUAUAUUUCUCGACCUCAACUAUGCGGCUGAGUUGUAUACACAGGCUGCAGAGCUGGGCCACCCAGAGGCCAACUUCCGCAUGGGUGACGCUUAUGAGCAUGGUCAUCUCAACUGUCCGCGAGACCCGGCGCUUAGCGUUCACUUUUAUACUGGUGCUGCUGAACGUGGACACGCUCCCGCCAUGAUGGGCUUGUGUGCCUGGUACAUGGUUGGUGCUCCGCCGAUGCUAGAAAAGGACGAGGAAGAGGCUUAUGAGUGGGCUCGCCGGUCUGCCGAUAUGGGUUACGUCAAGGCUCAGUACGCCAUUGGAUACUUUACGGAGAUGGGCAUUGGCUGCAGACGAGACAUUCUGGAAGCUAAUGUUUGGUACGUCAAGGCUGCAGACGCAGGCGAUGAGAGAGCCAAGCAGCGGUUAUCCAUCAUCCAAGCAGCUGUGAGCGGCCAGGGAACUCCCAUGGAAGUUGGCGCCCCGAGAAACGGCAAAUUAGCAAAAGGAGGCAAAGACGACAAGGACUGUGUUGUCAUGUGA